Messenger RNA from Ictidomys tridecemlineatus (thirteen-lined ground squirrel), 1077 nucleotides. RefSeq names its product glutathione peroxidase 6 (gene Gpx6). Lineage: Eukaryota; Metazoa; Chordata; Mammalia; Rodentia; Sciuridae. Gene Ontology annotation, molecular function: glutathione peroxidase activity. Gene Ontology annotation, biological process: response to oxidative stress. The record is from RefSeq and is a predicted model, not a curated record.
GUAGGAACCAUGAACUGGCAGUUCCAGGCCACUUGUCUUUUUCCGUUGUUCCUGAUUGGCUUCUGUCAGGAGAUCCUGAAGCCACAAAUGGUGAAGAUGGAUUGCAACAAAGGGGUGACUGGCACCAUCUAUGAGUAUGGAGCCCUCACUCUCAGUGGUGAGGAGUACAUCCAGUUCAAAAAGUAUGCUGGCAAGCAUGUCCUCUUCGUCAACGUGGCCACCUAUUGAGGCUUGACAGCUCAGUAUCCUGAACUGAAUGCACUGCAGGAGGAGCUGAAGCAUUUAGAUGUCAUUGUGUUGGGCUUUCCUUGUAAUCAAUUUGGAAAACAAGAACCAGGAAAAAACUCAGAGAUUCUCUCUGGGCUCAAGUAUGUGCGUCCAGGUGGUGGCUUUGUCCCCAAUUUUCAGCUCUUUGAGAAAGGUGAUGUAAAUGGAGAAAAAGAACAGAAGGUCUUUACAUUCCUCAAGAAUUCCUGCCCUCCAACCUCUGAACUUUUGGGUUCUUCAAAACAACUCUUCUGGGAGCCCAUGAAGGUCCAUGAUAUCCGCUGGAACUUUGAGAAGUUCCUGGUGGGGCCUGAUGGAGUCCCUGUCAUGCGCUGGUUCCACCAGAUUCCAGUCAGUACAGUCAAAUUGGACAUCCUGGAAUACCUAAAGCAGUUUGAUACCCAGUAGACAAGACUCUCUAGGUCACCUUCCUAGCCUCACUGUCCUCCAAGGAGGGCAUGCUUUGUUAAACUUGCUCUCCUUGCUUCGUUCUCCUUUAUUCCUCUGCCACUCUAUAAUUCUAGUGUAGGAUUCUGGAGACACAGUGAGAGCAAAAACCUCACCUCACAUAAAAGGAGGGGCAUUUCCAUGAUGGUGGGUCCUAAAGCCCCUCUGAGCCGGACCCCACCAGAACCUUCCUUGGUGCCUGUCCCUUAGUGCAUUCAGGUCAUGGCACCUGGGCAGGAAUGUCCUUUCAUUCUGAACAUGGGUUUUCUCCUCACUGUAAGUCUCCCCAACUUUAAGCAUAUCAUUGACACAAAUAAAAAAAAUAAAAAAAAAAUUCUGCAGCAACUUGGUUUCAAUGAUGUU